CCUGGGAGACUGAACCCAGGGACGGAACACAGCUUUUCACCGUACGUUUUACGUCAUGACGCAGCAUCAGCUGUUGACAGGCUCCCUUCACUCUCGACCUCCGUAGCUCAGUGCAUGCACAUUCACCGGACCUCCGUUGUCAUUGUGGCCGUUUUUGAACGCACAUGCCGUUUGAUGACCGCCCGGUAACGGAGCCUAUGCUGCCAUGAGUGCUUUGUGUCGCCUGAUCCAGAGAGGACUGCUCGGCGGCCGGCCGUCGUGUCGUUUAUUCCCCGGACAGCGGGACGCUCCCCCGGUGCGGACCGCAAGCUCCUCCAGCAGUCCAGUCAGCCUGACCUACGAUGUCUUCGAUGGGAAGGGAGAGAGCACCCCCCUGGUGUUCCUGCACGGCCUCUUUGGCAGCAAAUCUAACUUCCACUCGAUAGCGAAGUCGUUGGUGCAGCGCACAGGUCGAAAGGUGCUGACUGUAGAUGCCCGUAACCACGGCAACAGCCCUCACAGCCCGGUGCUGACCUACGAGGCGAUGGCCGACGACCUGAAGCAUCUCCUCGCCAAGCUGCGCAUCGAGAAGUGCGUCCUCAUCGGCCACAGCAUGGGAGGGAAGACGGCCAUGACCACGGCCCUGACGCAGUCUGGUUUAGUGGAGCGGCUGGUGGUGGUGGACAUCAGCCCGGCUCAGACCAGCACACGCACCAACUUCCGCUACUACAUCCAGGCCAUGCAGGACAUGAAGAUCUCCAGCGACAUCCCUCGCUCCACCGCCAGGAGGAUGGCCGAGGAUCAGCUGCGCUCUUUGGUCAAGGAGCGCUCAGUGCGUCAGUUCCUGCUCACUAACCUGGUGGAGCAGAACGGUCACUACGCCUGGAGGGUGAACCUGGAGGCCAUCUCUGCACACCUCGAGCACAUCAUGAGCUUCCCCACCUUCAACACCACCUUUGAUGGACCCACACUGUUUUUAGGUGGAGCCAGUUCUGCUUAUAUCAGCUCUGAUGAUUACCCAGAGAUCCAGAGGCUGUUCCCGUACGCUGAUAUCCAGUACAUCCCUGACGCCAGCCACUGGAUCCACGCAGACAAACCUCUAGACUUCAUCAGCUCCAUCAGCUCCUUCCUCCAGUCCUAGCUGCUCCGGCCUGCACUCAGAACUCUUUAAAGCUCAGCAGCCCUGACAAACAUGACGGUUAGUGUUCAGCAGCUUCAGCCAGAGCCAGCGGAGCCAGUAAUGAUGCUAAUAUUCGCCAACACUGGACCAAACUCACCCUUUUACAGCAGUCAGUGGUUUUAACAACAUUAGUGUAGUGUCUUUUUCUUUUGUUUAGUCUGUGCCAGACAGGUAGUGCUGCUAGAUUGGCUGGUUUUUAUUGAUUUUAGAGGUAGAAAAUAUAACGGGGCUGUUUUGGAGGUGAUGUACUAAUCCAAAGAAACUCAUUUGCACAGUGCUUACUUUGUUAAAAACAUUUAUGCCAGUAUAAUAUAAAAGUGGCGUUAGCGGCUGUUGAAGUGGACCAGCAGUGAGAUGGUUUGGACAGCACUGGAAUGAAUCAAAUACUGGAAAUCUGAGUGAAAAACGUGCUAAGGAACAGCCUGCACAAGGCAGUUUGGUGUUUUCUAUCCGGAGGGUGGAGCUCUGUAAGGACGCUGCAGACUUUAGGUGUACAGAUGGUUUGUUGUAGAAUCUAAUUUAAUGUUGAUGAUAGUGAUAUAUUACAUAUUUAAAACGUUAUUCCUCACGUCCUCUCCUCUGUGUACCCGCUGUAUGUCAGAGAGACGAGCAUUUACAGGUCAGUGACGCACACGUCACAACUCGAGGUCAUCGAGUGCGCUGGUCAUAUUUUUAUGGCAACAUAAAUCAUGUUUAAAAACCAAGCUGAAACCCUCAAAUGCAGUACUGUCACAAUCACAAUCUGUUUCCUGAAUAUCUCAGGUUACACGAUGAUAUGCUAAUGGUUAAACUCUUCUUAUUCUGCUGUCUGUCUGGCAAUAAGCUGUGGUAAUGUUGUUGUGUCUUUGUAUUUGGACAGUCCGAUCAGUGUUUUGAUGAUUUAUCUUUAUGACUAAGGUGCAAGGCUCUAUGGGUAUCUCACAAAUAUAUGCUGCAGCAAUGUAUCUUGUUACCUAACUGUAAUAGUGUUAAUAUAUUUUCCGUUCCCAUGGGUUUGUAUGGUCCAGUAGUGAAACUGCCAUCUGUAUGAAUAAGCAGGGUGUUGUAAAUGUGUGCCUCUUUUGUCCAGAGCUCCUUCUGUAAAACUUGAUUAAAAAAAACCCAACUUUUAUUCUACAAUAAUAACUAUUAGAUUGGCAGCUGGGUUGCCAGUUCUGACAGAUGAGGGUGUAAUCCCCCUUCGUGGCGCUAGAUGUUUACAGCAAUCAGUGUUUUAUGUUUGUUUGAUGUGAAAUGCAGAAGUCUAAAAAGGCUUUAAACUAUCAGAAUUUAGUUUUUGUUCUUUUUCUAAAGCUCUGUUUAGUGGAGAAGCACGCCCUCGUCCUCUUCAACCACAGGACACAUUAGUCCUGGAGCACAAGAUGAAUAGAUUGUUGGGGGGAGGAGGAGGAGGGUGUCCCUGACAUUUGAAUGCAAGCCCUUCUUCAGCUUGUGUAGUGUUGCAGCGGGACAGGAGGAGGGGAACUCUGUGUCACAGGGCUGCACCCAAUAGUUCCAAGCUUCAUUUUAAUGUUUGAAUAUGAAAUAAAGACGGGCCUCAGAAGUAAAUUACUUAGUCAAAAGCAACUUUAUUUGAACAGAAGUGAACUGGAGGCAAAUAUUCUGCAAUUAAAUUAGCAUUUGUUUGGCUGCAGCCUGACAAGUGAAGUAGAUAACGCCAUCUGCUGUUUAAAAAGAGAAUCGCGAUUCAUUUUUAAUUUCAGCGAUUUGUAUCAUGCAUGAACUGGCUCUAUCCCAAUGUCAAGGAUCCUUCCUUGGUAGGAUCCUUCCUUCAGAGUCUGGUCCUCCAGAGACGAGGCCAGAGUCCUUCCUUUCACUGUAAUAACGCACAAAUGAAACAGCCUUCAGAGUGUGUAGCUGUGCGUCAUUGCGUAAUUGGACGUCCUGCUUAUAUUCAGCACUGCAGUUUCAAAACCAGUUCAGACAUGGAUGUGGUUUUGGCAUCAGCACUCUGACAUAUAAUUGUGGAACUUUAAGAAGAUGCUUUAAGGUUGAAUCUCUACGAUUUACCAAGUAAAAGCCACAAAGUGGAUCAAACCUGAAUAUUUCACUGAUCCUGGCUGAAUUUGGCCGCUACUUAGUUUCAUAACAGCAGCGGAGCAUAAAUAUCAUGGAGAUGUUCUGUGAUUUUUUUUUUAAUUUUUAAUUUUACAGUACAGUACAAUAACAGUUAUUUAUAAAUAACAAUAAAGGAUAAUAGCCGACUGUCGGUCUGUUAAUACAAUAAACAAAUGUAUAACUUUCUGAAUGGCAUAGCUACAUAUACUUUACACAUAGUACAUCAUCGUCUGAUUCAUAUCAAUUAAUUAACAAUAACUUUAGCGACUGAGACGGCAUUAAUUAACUUAACUGGCAACGUACCAAGAUUACGUUUAUCAUCUUUUAGCUAAAUAUUCUGUCAUUUGUAUGUUUUUGCUUGACUUUGAACACAAGUUUUGUAAGUGAUGUGAUAAGAAAUAUUUAGUGUAAACUGAAAAUACUUAUAUUAUAUCUAUAAAUACUUAUAUAUAUUUAAAUGCAUAUUAUGCCGCCGGCGUCGCAGUUUCUUCGCUUGCCACUUUUAAAUCUUCUGGUAGACCAGUGUGCGCAACACACAUGCAUCCUUGGAAUUUGGGCAGAAGAAGGACUCUGUCCUCUGGAGGAUCCUGGACUUUGGGACAGUCCUUCAGCGGGUGUUGAUGACGUAGUAUCCUUCAAAUUCAGCCGUUUGGGGAUCCUUCCUUGACUUUGGGAUACAGCGACUGUCUCCUACCUGUAUUAACAGACCAGCAAUCUAACAGCACCGUAAAUUACAUUCAUAUAACCAAAAUAACAGUAAUCCGAUGAAUCACUUUAAAACAUGACAACAGAUAAUGAAGCUUCAGAUAUAAUAUAAUAUAAUAAAGCCAUUGGGUGUGGCUCUGGUGUAGAGGUGAACAGCUGUUUGAAGACAUUGAUCAUGUUAAAGAUUGUAUAUUGUUUCACUAUGAGCAUGCCUUCUCUCUCGUCAUCAGGUGUAACUUUUCCGUGCUUAUAUACGUCUGUUUGUUCAACAUGCUGCCUACAGGUGGCGCUCAUUCUAAAUAACUGCAUAUAUACAUUUUAAAUUUGGGCAACAAGCAUAUGAGUGGAUUAUAUAUUAUUGAAAAUGUACAAACUGAUAUUAUUAUACAAUAAAAUGUUAAAUCUAA
This is a messenger RNA of Centropristis striata (black sea bass), 4329 nucleotides long. RefSeq names its product abhydrolase domain containing 11 (gene abhd11). The transcript is spliced from 6 exons. Gene Ontology annotation, cellular component: mitochondrion. The record is from RefSeq and is a predicted model, not a curated record. NCBI's taxonomy places the organism in Eukaryota, Metazoa, Chordata, Actinopteri, Perciformes, Serranidae. Bases 206 to 1120 code for a protein of 304 amino acids.